Messenger RNA from Penicillium soppii, 1578 nucleotides. Its product is annotated as NAD(P)/FAD-dependent oxidoreductase. The record is from RefSeq and is a predicted model, not a curated record. Gene Ontology annotation, molecular function: monooxygenase activity. The transcript is spliced from 6 exons. The annotation marks the transcript as partial. NCBI's taxonomy places the organism in Eukaryota, Fungi, Ascomycota, Eurotiomycetes, Eurotiales, Aspergillaceae.
AUGGCGAUUCCUCAAUCUUGUACUGUUCUCGUAGCAGGUGGUGGUCCUGGAGGCUCUUAUACCGCGGCUGCUCUUGCACGCGAAGGAGUUGAUGUUGUGUUGCUCGAGGCAGAUAGCCACCCCCGAUACCACAUUGGGGAGAGUCUUCUCCCUUCAAUGAGAUAUUUACUACGUUUCAUCGACCUUGAAGACACCUUCGAACAGCAUGGAUUCCAGAAGAAACUGGGUGCAUUUUUCAAACUCAAUGCAAAGAGUGCGGGAUACACUGACUUCAUCCGGGCAAACGGCCCUAAUGGGUAUUCCUGGAACGUGGUCAGAUCUGAAUCAGACGAGAUUCUGUUUCGCCACGCCGCGAAGAGUGGCGCAAAGACCUUCGAGAAUGUCUCGUUGAAGUCGGUGAAUUUCGAACCUUAUGAGAGCGACAAGUUCACCAGCCAACACAAAGUGGCCAAUCCUGGACGACCCGUUUCGGCCGAAUGGAAGAUGAAAGAUGGUAGCUUUGGUACCAUCUGCUUCGAUUAUUUGGUGGAUGCGACGGGCCGAGCUGGUGUUCUGUCAAACAAGUAUCUCAAGAAUCGCAAGUUCAACGAAAGUUUCCGGAACAUUGCUAUGUGGGGGUACUUCAAGGGUAAUAUCCCACCAAGUCCAGGAACAGAUCGCGAAAACCAGCCCAUAUCCGAAGGCAUGAGAGAUGGGUCAGGCUGGGUGUGGAUGCUGCCUUUACACAACGGUACAGUAUCAAUCGGAGCUGUUGUCCGAAGAGACAUUUUCCUUGCGAAGAAGAAGGCCUUGCCGGAAGGAACAACCGAGGCUCAAACCCUGGCGAGCCUAGUUAGACUCUGCCCGACGAUAUCUUCGUAUUUGGAACCUGCUGAACUGGCUUCUGAAGUCAGACAAGCCGCAGACUAUUCCUACAGUGCCAGCGCGUAUGCCGGUCCCUACUUCCGUAUUGUCGGCGAUGCAGGAUGUUUCAUCGAUCCCUUCUUCUCGUCUGGUCAUCAUCUGGCCCUAUCUAGUGCCCUAGCAGCGGCUACUUCCAUCAAUGCGUCAAUCAAGGAAGAGUGCGGCGAGGUUGAUGCCUCCAGGUGGUAUGCAAAGAAGGUUGACCACGGCUACACGUUGUUCCUUGUUGUGGUGAUGGCUGCUCUCAAGCAAAUUCGUAUGCAAGAACAGCCGAUCCUGUCCGAUCUUGAUGAGGAAGGCUUUGAUCGAGCAUUCGCAGUUUUCAGGCCAGUCAUACAAGGAGCUGCAGACAAGGAAACAGCACCAAAGGCUACGAGCGAGUCGAUUACCGAAGCUAUUGACCUCUGCCUUAAUGCUCUUAACGACUUGCACGACACGAAAUUGCAAACAAAGUUGACCAACAUUGUGGAAGCCGCAGGUACGUCCGAUCAAGAGAAGCUACUUGGAAACCUUUCACCAGAGGAGACGGCAGCCCUUCAGCGUAUGCGCACCAUGCAUUCAGUUCUUCCCAUGGGUGAGCUGAAGGACUUUGAGAACAGCAAUAUAGAUGGUCUGAAGGCUCGCCUCGAGCAUGGGAGUCUAGGACUUUAUCGUGACCGAGCAGGGGAUUCAAAG